Messenger RNA from Drosophila kikkawai, 1327 nucleotides. RefSeq names its product prohibitin l(2)37Cc (gene Phb1). Lineage: Eukaryota; Metazoa; Arthropoda; Insecta; Diptera; Drosophilidae. Gene Ontology annotation, biological process: mitochondrion organization. Gene Ontology annotation, cellular component: membrane; mitochondrion. The record is from RefSeq and is a predicted model, not a curated record.
CUCAACUAUCGAGUUAUCGGUCUGCCGUGCGGUUGAAUUUCGUGUUUUGUUCGUUUCGAAGGGCAAAAUUGCACAAUAUUCUGAUUUAAUUUAACUCAAACAGCUUUAAUUAACACAAUGGCUGCUCAAUUCUUCAAUCGCAUCGGCCAGCUUGGUCUUGGAGUGGCGGUGCUGGGAGGCGUCGUGAACUCGGCGUUAUAUAAUGUGGAAGGCGGACACCGGGCGGUGAUCUUCGAUCGCUUCACCGGCAUCAAGGAGAGUGUGGUCGGCGAGGGCACACACUUCUUCAUUCCGUGGGUGCAGCGGCCCAUCAUCUUUGACAUUCGCUCCCAGCCCCGCAAUGUUCCAGUCAUUACGGGCAGCAAGGAUCUGCAGAAUGUCAACAUUACGCUGCGUAUCCUGUACCGACCCAUUCCCGACCAGCUGCCCAAGAUCUACACUAUUUUGGGCCAGGACUACGACGAGCGUGUGUUGCCCUCUAUUGCGCCCGAGGUGCUGAAGGCUGUGGUUGCCCAGUUCGAUGCCGGCGAGCUGAUUACCCAGCGUGAGAUGGUAUCCCAGCGCGUUUCCCAGGAAUUGACUGUGCGCGCCAAGCAGUUCGGCUUCAUUCUGGACGACAUCUCGCUCACACACUUGACCUUCGGACGGGAAUUCACGCAGGCUGUGGAGAUGAAGCAGGUGGCCCAACAGGAGGCGGAGAAGGCUCGCUUUGUCGUGGAGAAGGCCGAGCAGCAGAAGCUGGCCUCCAUCAUUUCAGCGGAGGGUGAUGCCGCUGCCGCCGAUCUGUUGGCCAAGUCAUUCGGCGAGGCCGGCGAUGGUCUGGUGGAGCUGCGUCGUAUCGAGGCCGCCGAGGAUAUUGCCUACCAGCUAUCGAGGUCCCGCGGUGUUGCCUACUUGCCCAGCGGACAGAGCACGUUGCUCAACCUGCCGUCGACCAUUGCACAGUAGCUGGGUGCAUCACCUAGUUCCGUUAAGUUGUAACUACCUACAUAUAGCAUUUAACUAAGUACUUUUCGAUUCUUGUUUCUGCUGAAAUAUGCACUUCGACUGACUGAGAUUGUGGAGAAAAUGAAGCGAAACAACCAAAAUUUGUCCCCUGUAAACGGUUCUAUUUCAUUCUCUUCCCGAUCGGGGUCGAUCCUCGGUCCUCUGUGCGUGCUCCGCUUGCGGCUCAACGUUUGUUGUACCCUCCGUUGUCUGGGUCGUUCGGGGGCGCGCUUCCAACUGAUUUGGUCCCUAAGAUCUGGAUCUCUGGCUAACCAGUGUGUGUGGAACACAAAGAACAAAUUUGAUUGUGAACCGUAAACAAUAAAAUUUAAACCACAAA